Messenger RNA from Schistocerca gregaria, 2825 nucleotides. It is a transcript of the gene Rcd-1, whose product is annotated as CCR4-NOT transcription complex subunit 9. Gene Ontology annotation, biological process: mRNA catabolic process; negative regulation of translation. Gene Ontology annotation, cellular component: P-body; CCR4-NOT complex; CCR4-NOT core complex. The coding region runs from base 146 to 1159 and encodes 337 amino acids. NCBI's taxonomy places the organism in Eukaryota, Metazoa, Arthropoda, Insecta, Orthoptera, Acrididae. The transcript is spliced from 7 exons. The record is from RefSeq and is a predicted model, not a curated record.
AUGGUCGAAGCUAUGAAGUGAACCAGGACACUUCACGUAGUAAUAUCUCUGACAUUGUGAUUUGUGUACCGGCUGAAAGUUCAUGACAUACGGUGAUUUGUUUAGUGUAGGUGUAAAGCGUCUGUUGUGUGAAGCAGUUUCAUAAAUGGUUCAGAUGAGCUCACAGCAGAGUCCAGCUACACUUCAGAGUGGUGUUGACAGAGAGAAAAUUUACCAAUGGAUUGUAGAGCUUUCAAAUCCAGAACUGAGGGAAAAUGCUCUAUUGGAACUGAGCAAAAAACGUGAAGUUGUACCAGAUCUGGCUCCUAUGCUUUGGCAUUCAUUUGGCACAAUUGCUGCCCUUCUCCAGGAAAUUGUGAAUAUCUAUCCCGCAAUUAACCCUGCAUCACUUACAGCCCACCAGUCCAACAGGGUUUGCAAUGCACUAGCCUUGCUGCAAUGUGUUGCAUCUCACCCAGAAACCCGCUCAGCAUUCCUUUCAGCACAUGUUCCUCUUUUCCUGUAUCCGUUUUUACACACUGUGAGCAAGACGAGGCCAUUUGAGUACUUACGUCUCACUUCACUUGGUGUCAUUGGAGCUCUUGUCAAGUCCGUUGCAGGAAUUACCGAACAACACCAUAAACAGUUCCACGCCGUCAACCUCAGUACGGGAGUCAGUCAGGAGGAUUUCCGGAAAAUGCAAAAGACUGAUGAACAAGAGGUCAUUACAUUCCUUCUGACAACUGAGAUAAUCCCACUAUGUCUGCGAAUAAUGGAAAGUGGAUCAGAACUAUCAAAGACUGUGGCUACCUUCAUAUUACAGAAGAUACUUCUUGAUGACAGUGGCCUCUCGUACAUUUGUCAAACGUAUGACAGGUUCUCACAUGUUGCUAUGAUCCUUGGAAAAAUGGUAUUGUCUCUGGCAAAAGAUCCUUCAGCAAGGCUGCUUAAACAUGUUGUGAGAUGCUACCUCCGCCUCUCUGACAACCCUAGGGCAAGAGAGGCACUACGACAAUGUCUGCCUGAUCAGUUGAGGGACACCACAUUCUCAAAUUGCCUACAGGAUGACAAGUCAACAAAACACUGGUUGACACAACUGCUGAAAAAUCUUGAAGCAGGACCUGUCACUAUUGUUGGCGCAAAUACUAAUGUUGGUAUAUCACCCCUUGCCCCACAGUGAAUUGAACUGUUUGUCUAUGUUGUUGAUAUUUUGUUUUUGUCUGUAGCAGUUUAUUCAUGACACCACAGAGGGAUAGACUGAUUUUAUUCACAGGUGUUUCCAAUUUACUUAAUCUUGCAAAGAAACUGGGUGACUAAUUGAAGAAAUUUCAAUUUUCAAUGGUGGCUAAGUCAGUACCUAAAAUGCCCUUUAUCUGGGAUAAUUUUAUCUUUGUUGUAUAUAUUAUCUGAAAUUGUAUCAGAAAUAUUCUGUGAAUUCAGAAAUGGAAAAACUAUGUGAGAGUUAGUUCUGGAUAUUGUUAUGCAAUAUGAUGCAUGGAAAGUAGUUGAAGCGUAUCUCUUUACGUAAAAGUAGUACGUGUUCAUUAUUAGAGAGGAGUACAUGUAAACUUUUCAUGGCAUAACUUAAGUUAUAAAAGAACAGUUAAAUGAUUUAUGUGUAAAGUAUGAGAAUGUGCUUGACAAGUCAUACAUUUCUGGAAUUGGCAGUCCUCAUGUUGAGAUGGCCUGGAACAAAUAGUAGCUGUUGUUCACAUGAUACAUUCAAAUGUAAGACCACUGAAGUGAUGACUAUGGUGUGUACUGUGUUGUGUAUUGUAAGGAAAUAUUUUAUAUGUAGAGUUUACUGCUCUGAUAUGCCUAUAAAAUAAAUCAGUUUUAAGACUUAAAGAGUGUGCAGAUAACUCAAAUUUGAGUUAGCACUUAAUUACUCUUCCAUAUUAAUUAUAACUUUUCAGUCAUUUUCUUCAUCUAAUUUACUCUUGUCUUGAUGUACAUUGAUUAUUAUGUUUUGUGGUAGAAUGUCAUUAAUAUUGACCUGAAUGGUCACUUUUUGGGGCCUUGUAUUAUUUUUACAUUUAUCUUAUUUAUUUUGAAGCAGAGAUAAAUCUAAUUUGUGUACAUAUAAGCCAAAGAAAGCUCGUUACUUUUCAGGAAAGAAAUAAUAAUGUACAGUAGAGAAUGAUAUAAAAUAUUAACAUAAUUAAUGUUAAUAUUUAAAAAUCAAUAUUUAAGACUGGUAAAUGUCCUUCAUUAUUGAUGAAGAGCAGACAUGCAACUUUCUCAUUCACAAUAUCAUUAUUUAUCAUCAUUAACCCAGAAUGAAAUUGAUUUGUAAAUGGUAUAGGCUAAUUGUAAGUCUUUUUAAAUAUCUCAUAAUUAAUGUAAUUGCAUUAUUUUAUUUUGCUCUGAGAAGUGUGUUUUACAGUUGUAGUUGCACAGAAAAACUUUUUAAUGUUGAAGGAAUUCACAAAUUAUCUGAGAAUACUAUAUGUAUUACUGUUAAUAUAGUUUUUUUAUGAUAUUGAUUUAUAUACCCUUGAUGGAAUUGUGUCCUGCUGGCAGGCUAAAUUAUGUAACUUCUGUCACACACUUCCUAAAGGUGAGAAAACUGCCCAAGAGAAUAUAGAAGAAUGUACUGAGUACAACUUGCACUAUACAAAGGCUACGAGGUAGCAACAUCUGGAAAACUAUUUGUAGUUCACUAUUUUUAUUUACUUUUGUUACUUUGUUCUUUUUGUUAAUGCAGUCUGAUACACAGUUUGUAACAUCUUAAAUUGUACCUGAUCAUUGGUGUUAUAUUUGUUUUAUAACACUUGAAAUUUAUAGAUUGUACAGCAUAUUUGUUAAAAAAAAUGUUUCUGAAAUAAAUUUUCUUAUAAAGUUGA